UGUGUGCAUGCUUUACGCCCAUCCCCCUCAUUAAUGCCUUGCCUUUUAAGCACUCUUUCCUUCCUCGCAAUUCCAAACUUUACACUUCUCUACUACCUGUCCGUCUCCCUCCCCCUCGCUCUCAAUUGUUCCUGUGUCGUUAUCCGUCUCUCCGUCUCCCAAACGAGGAGAGCAUGCCUCUAUGUCCACGGAGAGGGAGAGACUCGACGAGAUCGGUAAGAAGAUCAAGCGAGAGCCUGACCCCACCGCCGCCGCUGCCAUCGCGGGCGUCGUAGUCGCCGUCUCACCGACCGAGCACCACGUCCCGCGCCGCCUAGGCCUCGUUGGCCCGGGCAUCGUCGGCGCCCCGAACAUAGCGACCCCGUGCGCCGCGUGCAAGCUCCUCCGCCGGCGCUGCGCGCACGAGUGCCCCUUCGCCCCCUACUUCUCCCCGCACGAGCCCCACAAGUUCGCCGCCGUCCACAAGGUCUUCGGCGCCAGCAACGUCUCCAAGAUGCUCCUGGAGGUGCCGGAAGCGGAGAGAGCCGACGCGGCGAGCAGCCUGGUGUACGAGGCGAACCUGCGGCUGCGCGACCCGGUGUACGGCUGCAUGGGCGCGAUCUCGAUGCUGCAGCAGCAGGUGAACGCGCUGGAGGCCGAGCUGCAGGCCGUCAGGGCCGAGAUCUUCAAGCACAGAUACCGGCAGGCCGGCGUCGGCGUCGGUGCGGCACACCUCAUUGUCGACGACGACGUCAGUGCUGCCGCAGCUGGCGGCUUCAGGGCUCCUGCCACGUCGCUGGUGCACACCGCUGACGUGGUGUCCGUCGCUGAGGCCGGCCAAGAAGUGGCCACAAUGCCGUCGACGGCCACGGCCACGGCGUACGCUGCCGGACAGCCGUCGAGCACUGACUACAGCUCCCUCGACACAAGUGAGCAUGAUGCAUACUUUGGUUGACAUGCAUGGAUUUAUUUGCUGUUCUGGUGAUUGAUGGAGAUCACAAUCGAUUAAUUAACUCGCCAAAUAAACUUUAUGUGCAAGUAUAACUCUCUCUCUAUACAUGUAUCUUCUCUAGAACUAGAUAUAGCUGCUGUGGAUACCUUGGGUGAGAAAAAGAUUGUCCAGUGAUCGAUGUAUCUGCCCUCAUAAAUUUCUUGUGUGUGUCCA
This is a messenger RNA of Triticum dicoccoides, 1144 nucleotides long. Its product is annotated as LOB domain-containing protein 15-like. The record is from RefSeq and is a predicted model, not a curated record. NCBI's taxonomy places the organism in Eukaryota, Viridiplantae, Streptophyta, Magnoliopsida, Poales, Poaceae. The transcript has 3 exons. The coding region runs from base 182 to 934 and encodes 250 amino acids.